This is a messenger RNA of Miscanthus lutarioriparius, 1449 nucleotides long. The record is from the annotation of a GenBank genome assembly. Lineage: Eukaryota; Viridiplantae; Streptophyta; Magnoliopsida; Poales; Poaceae.
AUGGCUCCCGCCCCUUCCCCUCCCGACGUCUCGCCUUCCACCAGCCCCGCACCGGAGAUCAUCCCGAUCCCGGCGGACACCUCCUCCUCCUCCCCCUCAAAGGCGGCGGUUUCCCCCUCCCCCUCCUCCUUGCCUCUUCACUCUGCUCGUGGCCGCUCAAAGCAGGAGCGCUGGAGCGAUAGAAGCCCGCCUUCCUUCCGCGACAUCGUCCUGAGGUCGGUUUCUCCCGAAGCGUCGGGGGCGGCUGGUUCGGCUACCUCGGUUGCUGGUGUUGUGCCCGUUGAGAUGGCUAGGAACACAACGGCGGUGGCGGUGGCCUGCAACAGUACCAAGAUCGUCCUCCUCCAUCGGGCUCCUGGGCGACGCGGUUCCGGUGGACCGCGCGUUGCCUGUCGCACAGAUUUGAAUGGCUGGCAGAGGUUUGAAUCGCGGAGCACCAGGCAGCGGCGGCGCAAGGCGGCUAAUCCACGACGUCCGGUUCCCGUCGACCUUACUGGCAAAUGCUUCAAUUGCUUCUCCGCCUCGCACACGGCUGCCCUGUGCCGUCAGAAGACCCGCUGCUUCCUCUGCCACGCUUUAGGCCAUCGCACCUACAAGUGCCCGAGCGUGGCUGGUGGUGGUGGCGGGGUUCGAUCAGGGCCUCGUCGUCCUGCUGGCCAGCAACGGCCUCCCCCGGCAGAAGCUGCUCCCCCGCAACGGCCUCUUCCGGGGGGUGUGGUGAGCAGUGUUCAUGAGGGACAGCGCCCUGAAUUGACGGAAGUGGCGAGCGGUGAUCAUGAUGGGCGGCGUCCUGAAUCUAGCCAGGGCACGAGGUGCCAUCGAAGAAGGCCGCGCUGUCGUCAACGACCAAAUCAGGGCCUUGAUGGCUCCCCUCCGGCGGCUGAACGUUCACCGGAGGUUGUCUCUACUGCCACUCCAGAUGCUGCCCUGGAAGCUGCGAGACCCCUCCCAUGCAUCAUUGAUUGGAGUGACUGCAUUGCCAAGGCAGAGGAAGACUUGGCUCAUGCAGUGAUCGUCACAGUAAUCGGGUCCAGUCCCUUGGCCAGAGUAGAUGAAGUGGCAGCUGUGAUUGCGUCUAGGCUUGAACUCGAAGCUGCCUCUUUGGUCCUCCGUCGUGCCUCCGCUUCAAGUUACUUGAUGGUCUUCCCUAACACUGCCUUGGUUGAGAGUCUGUUGGGGCUUGCGGCAACCGCUUCGCUCACAGGGGCUCAGUCUGCUUUGCCAACGGUGGACACGUCAAGCCGGCGCAGCAGGAAGGGUGCUUCCAUGUUUGGUCGACCUGGAGCUCUUUGGUAUCCCCGCUCAUGUCUGGGAAACGUCUACAGUGGAACAGUUCUUGAGCCCUCACGCUUGGAUUCAACAAGUUCAUCCUGCUGUGAAUUUGGUGGAUCUAUAUCCCUUCCGAUGUUUGGCCUGGUGCUUGGAUCCCUCUGCAAUUCCAACAGCUAA